Myotis lucifugus (little brown bat) is the source of this 733-nucleotide messenger RNA. RefSeq names its product cadherin-like and PC-esterase domain-containing protein 1. NCBI's taxonomy places the organism in Eukaryota, Metazoa, Chordata, Mammalia, Chiroptera, Vespertilionidae. The record is from RefSeq and is a predicted model, not a curated record. Bases 14 to 523 code for a protein of 169 amino acids. The transcript has 4 exons.
GGUUCAACAAAUUAUGAAUGCAACCAUAGAAGUGCAUUGCAGCAAUGAUGAAGACAUACAAUGUCAUAUCAAGCAGAUCUUCACACAGCCACAUUUGGAACUAAGUCCGGAAUUUAACCCGAAGAUCAAAGAUUAUUACUCUGAAGUCCCUUUUGAUGUGGUAACCGUGACAAUUGGCGUGGAGACUUCUAACUGUCAGUGCAAGGUGUACCUGCAUGAACGGGCAGGGCCAAGCUUUGCCAACUACCCUCUGGGCUUAGGAACAAACAGAAUCUCAAUGCUUGUGGUGGAUGAAUCUCUGGCGCAGGGUGAGACCCUGAUCACGUACAAACUCACCAUCUAUCGAGAAGACCGUCCAAGUCUGCCCUUGUUUGAGGACUUUAUGGCAUGCGGUUUUGUGCAGGAUUCUAUGUAUAAACUUCUACAUUUCCUCACAUCAUAUACCCUCCCUAUGGGUGAUUCUAGGGAAGUAAUAAUUGGUACUAUUAUCAUAUGUACUAAUCCACUCAGCAAAUAUAACUAAAUGCAUCAUGUCACAGGGAUUUUUUAUGCCACUUGGAACAUUGAAAGCACAGAGGGUCAGUAAGAGAAUAAUGGCCCGCAAGGACUCAGUGAGUGGUAUGUAUCUACCAUGUUUUCUUGCAUGUAGUGGCCAAGUACAGUAUCCUCCCCUCUCUACUCACCACCAUCACAGUCUCAUCUAUUCCCCAGAGUUGUCUUUGUAAUAGCUCAA